Molecule: messenger RNA, 738 nt
Organism: Hypomesus transpacificus
Lineage: Eukaryota; Metazoa; Chordata; Actinopteri; Osmeriformes; Osmeridae
Gene: fabp3
Product: fatty acid binding protein 3, muscle and heart
Exons: 4
Coding region: 150-548 (132 amino acids)
Biological process (GO): fatty acid transport
Cellular component (GO): cytosol; nucleus
Molecular function (GO): fatty acid binding
Source: RefSeq, a predicted model, not a curated record
CCAGUAGGAUUGAAGCAGUAGUGCUGCUGACUCUCUCCCUCUCUCGCUGUCUCGCUCUCUCUCAGUCUUAUUUGAGAGUCAUUCCGUCACUCUUGUGCUUAUUUCUCUCUUUCUCUUUUGCGUCCUCAUUCCAGCACACUACGGCAGAAAUGGCUGAGGCGUUUGUUGGCACAUGGAACCUCAAGGAGACCAAGAAUUUUGAUGAAUACAUGAAGGCACUGGGAGUGGGGUUCGCCACUCGCCAGGUUGGCGGCAUGACCAAGCCCAUAACGAUCAUCGCAGUCGAGGGAGAUGUCGUCACCCUGAAAACCCAGAGCACCUUUAAGAACACCGAGAUCAGCUUCAAGAUGGGAGAGGAGUUUGACGAGACGACCGCAGACGACAGGAAGGUUAAGUCUCUCAUAACUCUAGAUGGUGGUAAGAUGGUGCAUGUGCAGAAAUGGGACGGCAAAGAGACAACUCUGGUACGAGAAGUCAGUGGAAACGCCCUCACGCUGACUCUGACGCUGGGGGACGUUGUUUGCACACGUUCCUAUGAGAAGGCGUAAACGUCCAAACCUCCAUCCUAAACAAGCCAAAACCAAACCCUGCAGCCCCCUGUGGCCAAUCCCCACACCACUGAACCCUCAUAACCUUUAACCCCUGUCGUGAUAUCUGGCCUCCAUGUUGUCCUGUUCAUCCAUGUGUUGUGCCUCUCCUCAAAAUGAAACACUGAAUAAAAAUCCUUUUUUUUUCUCA